ACAAAGAGUGGUCUUGUCCUGGAGUUACGGUGCAGUCACAGGAGUAUUGAAUGGGACAAAACCAAGGCAAGGAGGGGGAGCUAGGGCAGGACAACAGCUCUGCAGGACCAGAGGAAAAGGGACCAAGCCCAGACCCUGGGGGGGUCAAAGAGGAAGGAAAUCUAACCAUUGAAACUCAUGGUGUCUGGACAGAUGAGGAGAACACAGCCGGAGGAAGAUUGGAUGGAGGCCCAGGCAGGGAGUCACCAUCACCUACACCAGUGUAUGGUUUGGAUUCUCAUGAUAAGGUGUGCGCUCCCACGGAUGGGGGGGUUGUGGAGGGAGGAGAUGGCGAGAAAGAGGGAGGAAGAAAGAGUAGCAACGAAGACAGGGCUGAACCGCUGGCUCCACAGCAGCUGAAUGGAAUCACACAGUCUGACAGCUGCACGCAAGGCACAUGGGAGGCUGGAGAACCAAACCACGACAGAAAAGACUUGGAGAGUACACUAGAAGACCAUCAGGACAACCUUAGGUGUGACCUUCCUGGUAAAGACAAAGUUGAAAGCCGUCGCAAAGGAGAAAACAGGAGUAAAAAGCGUGCUUCAUAUGUAAAGAACGAAAUGAAGUCUGUCUGUGGAGAUGACGACAAGCUAAAGAGUCAGGAAGAGGUCAGAAAACUCGAUUUUGAAGCUGCCUGUGAUAUUAGUCUAAAGAAUACAGGGCCUACCUUGGAGAUUCUGGAAAGGAAGGACAUUUCAAAACCAUGUGGUGGGGAUGCCAACACCAACGUUCACUUCACGGUUCAAAACCAAGCUUUAGUCAUUACCGAAAACGUCAUGUUGAAGACAAGCAUGACUGAAUCGCAAAACAAGAGGCUGAUUAACAAGCGCACAACAUCAAGCCUUGUGAUGAACUCACAAGCGGAAACAUCAAAGGACACUACUGAGGCAAUUCAGCACAGCAAAGAAGAAAACCAGAAGAAGCUGCCAGAGAAUCCACAUAAGGUUGUAACAGAAACCCCAAACGCUGAACAUUCCUCCCCGAAGAACGUCGAAACCCAAGGAGAAAAUGUUACGGGGUGUCAGCCAACAGAUGAAGUCAUAAAGACCAGAUUUACUAGCUCAUCUCUGGCAGGUGCGGAUUUACAAAGCAAAGCUGUGAGUCUGGAAAGAGCGCAGAGCCCAGAGGACCUCAGCACCUUAGAAGUGGCAUCCAAGUCACCUUGGGGUCACUCUGAGAGCCAUCGACAAAUAUCUGCGGGCGAAUUCACACAGGAUGAGCUUCAGAAAGAAAGGCAAUUUAAUGUGUCAGACUUGGAGAGCCCUUGGACAAAGGAACCUUCACUUGGGAGAUCACCCGCUGGAGGUCAUAAAAAUAAAGAUGGCAUAAGAGGGACUGAAGAAAGAGAAAAUCUGGAAUCUGCUUCAAAGGGUCCGUAUCAUUCCCAUGAAAAAAAAACUGAGAUAAAAGAUCUUUCUCUGCAUGGAACAGAAACGGAAGAGGGUUGUUUUGUGACAUCUAAUAUUGCCAGUGUAGUUAUGCUGGGUGAAAACAAACCCUGGCUACAAAGCUAUGAAGAUGAGAAAUGUAUUACAUUCUCUGAAGACAUUACAGAUUCGAACCCCCAUUGUAAAUCUGAUGUUCAAGUUAUGCAAAAAAAUGAAAAAGAGGAUCUCCCUCUUGUAGCAAAGGCCAAAGUACACACAGAGAAAAGUCUGGCUGAAAUGAGUCCACAGGCAGUGAUACAAACCCUUCCAGAGACUACAAAUGAGAUGGAUCCAGAACGUUCCUCUUCUAUAAGUGCAGUGAUUGAUGUAGAAGAUGCAACAAAACAACAGAGGUUAGAUGGAAACGCUAAUGCUAACUCAGAGAGAGACCAGGUCGGCAAGUCUAAUCAGAAUACCAUCAGCUUGCGCAAGGAAACAUCUGCAACUGGUUCCAUCUCUGAGCUCAUUGCUGGUCUUGAUACUGCAGCUUCAGGUCGCAUAGAUGAUAGGCCAAGUGUGGACAAGAAAACAGAAGUCACUCUGUCUGGUUCUUCUCAACUUCAAGAAAAAUGUUUUUUGAAGAUUUUUACAAAUGCGUCAACCCAUUCCACUAUAAGCCAGACAGACGUAUCCGAUCAGGUCCGGGAUGGUUGUGCUGCUGGAGCUGCAUUAGCACACACAGCAAACACAUCUGCUGCACAAGAUGUGCAACAUUCCUCCUCCAUGUGCAACCUAAUAAGUAUGCAAGCUAACGAGAAACAAGAUAAAGAGCAGAACAAGCUGUCGACACAAGCAAAUUGUCAUGUGUUAGAGGAGAAACGUUCAAGCCAGCUUGACCAAAAGCACGCAAUAGAAAGCAACCCAACAACCAUCAUGGAAACACCACAGGGUGCACAGAAAAGACAUGUUUCUGAUAUGAUAAAGGAAACUAUUGAGUUGCAGAAGAAGAUGAAGGAGUGGACCAAGCCAACUGAGGCCCGAGUUGAUCUGACCUUAGAUCCAACACAGUCUGUGAAAGUGUCACAGAUGAAAGCAGCAUUUGAUCCACCAAAGAAAUCACCUGACAAAGCACUAGAGAGAAAACCUUCAGUAAGAAAAGGUAGGAACAUUUCUAAGAAGGAUGCUAUUAAUGCAUGGACCCCUUGCACCAUAUGA
Sinocyclocheilus anshuiensis is the source of this 2621-nucleotide messenger RNA. RefSeq names its product microtubule-associated protein futsch. Bases 51 to 2621 code for a protein of 856 amino acids. Lineage: Eukaryota; Metazoa; Chordata; Actinopteri; Cypriniformes; Cyprinidae. The transcript has 4 exons. The record is from RefSeq and is a predicted model, not a curated record.